AAUAAUACUGUAAGUAUAUUUUUGCUUUACCAUUUUAUCCCUAGUUUUGUACAAAAUUAUUUUAUAAGUUGAAUGCUUGUCCCUCAUCUGGUGAGGAGACAGCACGCUGUGGGGAGGGAGGAGGAGGAGGUUCUACUCUGAAAUCUUGUCAUCAGCCAAGUCUGACAGGGACCUCUAUUCUAGAAACAAUGGUGCGGGGUGGGAGGGGGUGAAUCUUAUGAAAGAGACACCAGCCCUAAACACUAGAAAAGGCAGCAACCUAUUGUCUGUCUCUCCUCACAGAAAGUAAAUCCAUGUGGCCAGGGAAUUUUUUUUUAUUCACAGCUAUAUCUCUUAUGCCUGGAACAGUGCUCAGAAAAUGUUUGUUGACUAGAUGGGAGCUGGGUAUUGGCCCUUCAACUUUGGUGAUUUCUAGCAGUGCUCUUCUUUCCAUGGGAAAGAGUCCCAGAAGCAGGGAUAAGGGUGGUAAGAAGAACCUCUAGCUUUCUCCUGUCUCUACCCAGGAGCAGGUUUUGAGACAAAAUUUCAAAUGACCCAGAGGGUAAAAAAAAAAAAAAAAAAAAAAGAUGGUUCUGUUCUUUUCAACUCACCUACGUCCUCCUUUCCACAUUUGCUAGGGUCUGGGUAGGUUGUGGCUCAUGUGUUCCAAACCAUAUCCGUGUCAGGACAGACGAGACUUCUGGAAAUUCUAUCAUGGGUGAUUUGUAAACUUAAGCGUCCUUGAUUUAUCUAGUCUAUAAACCCACAUGUUUACUAAUCGGAUUUGUUUCAAGGAACAUUCUGUGUCCUAAGGAUAUGGAUCUCUCAUUUUCAGCAGAUUCCUCUACUUAGAACCUCUUUGCUCCUAAGUGGAAAGAAUAUGAAAAUGGAGCAAAAAAAAUGGUUUUAAAUGAUUUAAAGUUCUCAUAGCUCUUUCCACAAUUCCCUACUAGGGCAAUAUACCACAGCUAAAAAGACUUUACCGAUGGUGGACUGUUUGGGCUAUCUUUUGUGUAUUAAUAAAAAAAAGAAAAAGACAUCGAGUUUGGGUCUCUUUGGAAAACCAGAUGCAAAUUAGCCCCUGGAUCCCAGGGGCUGUUAGGAAAGCAGAGGAAGGAACGGUGGGCACCUUCCCAUUGGCCGGGGGGCACUCACCCAGAUGUCUGGCUUCCACAUAAAAGAGAGGAACCACUGCAGUCAGCUUCCACUUCCAGUUAAAGGACGACAGCAAAAACAGCCAAAAAAGGGAGAUGGCCAGACUAUUAUUAUUUUCCCUCCCAGGUCUUGUGGCCAUAUGUGCCGUGCAUGGAAUAUUUAUGGACAGACUUGCUUCCAAGAAGCUCUGUGCAGAUGACGAGUGCGUGUACACUAUUUCUCUGGCCCGAGCUCGAGAAGAUUACAAUGCCCCAGACUGCAGGUUCAUUAAUGUUAAAAAAGGACAGCAGAUUUACAUUUACUCAAAGCUGGUGCAAGAAAAUGGAGCUGGAGAAUUCUGGGCUGGCAGUGUUUAUGGAGAUGACCGUGAGGAUGAGAUGGGCACCCUGGGCUAUUUCCCCAGCAGCUUGGUCGAGGAGCAACACGUGUACCAAGAAGCCACCAAGGAAGUCCCCACCACGGAUAUUGACUUCUUCUGUGAGUAAGAAAUUAGACCUGCAAAUAAAAAGGAAACACCAAAAAAUAUAAACAGUGAAAUAACAACAACAACAAAAAAUAUGUGUCCCUAAUUCCUGACUUUUGAUUCAAGGCUUUUUUAUCCUUACAGGAGGGCUGAGUCUUGGGGGCCAGUGGUGGUAGAUGAAGGAGUAAAUUCUGUUCAGUUCUCUGCUGGCCUGGUCUUCCCAGCACCUGGAGGGCAGGGCGAUGUUUGGCUCAAGGGGGAGAAUUGAAAGCAGAAAUUCUUUUUCAGCCUAGAGAAUCCUGUCUUACACAGGAAUGCAUACAGAAGACGGUUCAUUUGUAUUACUUCUUCACUGUAAUUCUUGCCAGUUCUUUGGCUCCUUAUAGAAACUUGGUAGGUGACAGGUCUUACUUGGGACAUGCUGUUUUCUAAUUAUUUGUCUUACUGGCCAUUGGGAGUGUUAUAAUGUACCCAAAGAGGCUAUAUCCUCAAGGAAUAUGCCAGGAUUAUUGUUACUUUUAAUAUUUGAUGCCUUUGAGAUGUGAAACUGGUGCGAGUGGAUGAGUUUUUUGGACUCAGAGAUAUUGGACUCUGCCUCUUUCUCUUUACUUUUAAGUAAGUAUGUGUGUCUGUAAUAAGGGAGGCGCAGCUUAUGAAAUAUUUGUAAUGGGAUAGUUUCCCCUUUGUGAGUGCUGUUACUGCAAACAUUCGAGCUUCCAAUCAAGAGACAGGAGGAAAACGUCUGUGGGUUAUUUUUCUACUUCUCUUUCAACUUCGAAUUUCCUCUUCCUGUGCAAAGUCCCCGAGUCAAGGAUGAUGUGGGAAGAAAUCUGGUGAGGGGGAUUGGUGGUCCCAAUGGACGUACAAGUUUCUCUACAUUUAAUUGGAAAUUUACUUUGAUUGUUCAUUCCUAAUAUAAUUCUUUUGAUGUAGUCAUGAGUCUGUUUACAUGUAAUUAAAAUGCCUGUACUCAAAAAACCUGA
Molecule: messenger RNA, 2580 nt
Organism: Mustela erminea (ermine)
Lineage: Eukaryota; Metazoa; Chordata; Mammalia; Carnivora; Mustelidae
Gene: OTOR
Product: otoraplin
Exons: 4
Coding region: 1230-1619 (129 amino acids)
Biological process (GO): cartilage condensation
Molecular function (GO): protein binding
Source: RefSeq, a predicted model, not a curated record